AUGUCGACUGAGAGUAUCCGUAUUGUAGUUUGUGGGGAUGAAGCGGUGGGGAAAUCAUCUCUUAUUACCGCAUUACUCAAGGAAGAGUUCGUUCCAAACAUUCAAAGUGUCAUUCCUCCAGUGACUAUUUCCAGUGAAGACUAUGCUGACAGUGCAUAUGAAUACAGUUCGGAGUCAGAUACGAAUGGUCCGAAGAGAGGGACAGAUGAAGAUCUUUAUCUGAGUAAUGGAUCAUUACAUAUACUGAAGUCGAUUCCCAGAACGACGGUUCUUGUGGAUACAAAUUCAUCCGAUAUGACUAAAUUACAGAAAGAAUUGAAAAGAGCAGAUGCUAUAUGGUUAGUAUAUUCUGAUCAUUAUACAUACGAGAGGAUCUCAUUGCAUUGGUUGGCCAUGUUCCGUUCCAUGGGAGUUAGUUUACCCAUUGUACUUUGUGCCAAUAAAUCAGAUUUACCGGAUUCCACUUCGGGAGGUACCAAGCAGCAAAAUGCAGAGGAGUUCAUUCCUCUUAUUAACGAGUUCAAAGAAAUUGAAGCAUGCGUACGAUGUAGUGCUAAAAUCAAUUAUAAUGUUAGUGAAGCAUUUUAUUUAUGUCAACGAGCAAUCACUCAUCCAAUAUCACCCAUUUUUGAUUCCAAGGAAGGUAACUUGAAGCAAGCAUGUGUAGUGGCAUUGAAAAGAGUGUUUUUCCUUUGUGAUAUUGAUCAAGAUGGAUAUUUAAACUUUGAAGAGUUUUCUAGAUUACAUUUGAAAUGUUUUAAUACUCCAUCAACCCCUCAAAAGUAUCAAGCUAUCUUGACAGCAAUAAAUAAGAUCAUAUAUCCAGAUUUGAAUAAUAAGGGAGAAUCAAGAGGUAUUUCAGAAGAUGGGUUCAUUUUAAUUAAUAAGAUCUAUGCGGAGAAGGGUAGACAUGAAACAAUAUGGGGUAUUUUACGUGCUUUCCAUUAUACAAAUUCACUUUCUUUACAUGAUAAAUUCUUAUAUCCAGAACUAGAUGUUCCGCCAAAUGCAAGUGUUGAACUUGGACCUAUUGGAUAUAGAUUUUUAGUUGACCUCUUUUUAAAAUUUGAUAAGGAUAAUGAUGGUGGGUUAAAUGAAGAUGAACUUUCCAAUUUAUUUUUACCAACUCCUGGGAUCCCUAAGCUUUGGCAAGAAUCUCAAUUCCCAUCUUCCAUUGUUCGUAAUGAAGAAGGGUAUGUUUCACUUCAAGGAUGGUUAGCGCAAUGGAAUCUUACUACAUUCUUAGAUCACAAAACAACUCUUGAAUACUUGGCAUAUCUUGGGUUUGAUGAUGAUAGUUCCGUGAGAGCCUUGAAAGUUACAAAACCUCGCAAGAGAAGACAAAAGCAAGGGAAAUUCUAUCGACAAGCAGUUAAUGAUCGGAAUGUAUUUAAUUGUUUUAUUCUUGGAGCGCCCAAAUGUGGGAAAUCGUCGCUAUUAGAACUGUUUUUAGGUGGAAGUUUUAGUGAAUAUUAUUCUCCAACCAUCAAACCAAGAUUAUGCGUUAAAGAUGUUGAACUUCGUGGAGGGAAACAAUGUUAUCUUAUUCUUGAAGAAUUGGGGGAACUUGAACCGGCAAUUCUUGAAAAUAAGUCUAGAUUGGACCAAUGUGACGUUGUUUGUUAUGCAUACGAUUCAUCAGACCCUGAAUCAUUUCAAUACUUGGUUGAUUUACGCGCCAAAUAUGCUAAUAAUUUGGAUGACAUCCCUAGUGUGUUUGUAGCAUUGAAGGCUGAUUUAGAUAAGCAACAACAAAGAUCGGAUGUACAACCUGAAAACUAUACAAGAGAUCUCUUUUUAAGUUCUCCAUUGCAUAUAUCUUCAUCUUGGACAUCCUCUUUACAUGAAUUAUUUAUUCAAUUAGUCGAUGCUGCAAAAGUCCCUAGUUUGGCUACUCCGGGACUCGAAACGGAUCCAGACAAUGUUGACCAAGAAAAUAUGAAACAUAUUGUUAUGGCAGGUGGUGCAGUUACUGUUAUGGCACUUGUAUCCAUUUGGAUUUGGAGAAGCUCCGUACAAAGUGCUAGAGUUUGA
This is a messenger RNA of [Candida] anglica, 2034 nucleotides long. Lineage: Eukaryota; Fungi; Ascomycota; Pichiomycetes; Serinales; Debaryomycetaceae. The record is from the annotation of a GenBank genome assembly.